Messenger RNA from Mollisia scopiformis, 408 nucleotides. RefSeq lists its product as uncharacterized. The transcript has a single exon. Bases 1 to 408 code for a protein of 135 amino acids. The record is from RefSeq and is a predicted model, not a curated record. NCBI's taxonomy places the organism in Eukaryota, Fungi, Ascomycota, Leotiomycetes, Helotiales, Mollisiaceae.
AUGGUCAUAAACGUAGAUGAUGUUUAUAUUGCUCUCCACCACCACUGGAUCUUGGACGUCUCAAUAUUCCCCGAUGGUCGACAGCGCUUGCAGCUUGCACUUCUGAUUCUUGUGUGUGCUUAUACCGCUUCUCGUCCUGGUGCGCUGGUAUAUGUUGAAAGGAAUAUCAAGGUCAAGAAAAGCACCUCCCCAAUCUUGGAUGACAGUUUGGAUGAAAUGGAUGAAUUGGACGCGGACGAGAUGGACGUCGAUGAUGACCCUACGAGCCCAGAAGAACAUAUUGAAGCUCUGAAAACACUCUGUUACGAGGAUGUCACUCUCGUGCUACUCCCGAAUCUAGCGGGCAUCCGAGAUAUCUUUGCCAUGGAAGUAAAUUCAACUUCUCUUUUAGGCAAGUUAUGUUAUUAG